This is a messenger RNA of Melanotaenia boesemani (Boeseman's rainbowfish), 9344 nucleotides long. It is a transcript of the gene zbtb4, whose product is annotated as zinc finger and BTB domain containing 4. NCBI's taxonomy places the organism in Eukaryota, Metazoa, Chordata, Actinopteri, Atheriniformes, Melanotaeniidae. The record is from RefSeq and is a predicted model, not a curated record. The coding region runs from base 726 to 6248 and encodes 1840 amino acids. The transcript is spliced from 5 exons.
AUUGAACCUCAGAAGUCAACUCUACAGUAUCCAUAUGUAACCAAAUAAUGAUCUGUUGAGUUAUUUUAAUAAAUUACGACAGAACUGCAGGGCUGGGAAUGCAGAGAAGACUGACAGUAAAUCACUUUGUUCACCAUGUGCCAUGCUAUACCAUGAGUAUACAAAGGAUUCCUUAUUGGCCAGUUGGCUCCCUCCUCUGGUUCAUAAUGAGAAUGACCACCAUUGCAAAGAUUGCACAACCAUAAUUUUCAAUAGGAUUUAGGUCCCGGAGGGCUGCUCCCUCUAUUGCUCCAAGGAGGUUGGUCUACAAAGGCCUGAUGGUGUCAGGGGUUGGUGUGGAGUCACAGGAGGAGGGGCUGUUUUGCAGCACAAUAAAGUCAGCAAGUAAGGAAGGAGGAAGAGAGACAAGCAGAUACAGAGCCUGGCCACAGAGACAGGACUCGCUACGUUGGCCUUGUAAAGCCGCUGCUUCCUCUUUAAGGAGCCCCCGACAUUUAAACUCUUCGAACAUUGUUUGACUUCCCACUUUGAUCUCAGUCCAAGUCAGCUGGAGAGCAGCAUGCUUUGAAGACGUGCAGGAGUGCAUGAGGGACGAUGGGAGGGAGAAGAAAAAAAGUUUGUCCAACUCCAUGAGCCAGGGAGGUCACAGCAACAACACCCAAUCCCAGAGCAGUUCCCAUGGAGACAAGUGUGGCAGCGUACAAUGAGGAUUUCGGGGGCUGGUCAUGGUGUCCAGUGAGAAGGUGUGGGACCCCCACCAUGCGGGACUUUUUCAGCCACAUCUGAGAGAACAGCACCUGGCUCCUGACCUAACUCCCAUCUCUGACCCCUCAUAUAUUGCAGCUAAGGACAGUGCACUCCAUCAAAGUAGGCGGUUGUCACCUUUGUCUUCCCAGCCACCAUCAGUGGCUCUUGACGCCUUUCAACGAGUUCAAGCCUCCUCACAGUCACAUCCACCCGUCAGUUUGUGCAGCUUGAAUAGGACUGAAUUACCACACAAACCAGUCCACUGUCUUGGUGUGGAUUUUCAGUCUGAAGAGGAGGAAGAGGAAGCAGAGCAACUUGACAUGAAGGGAAAAAAGCUUGGAGGCCGUGGAGAGGCCACAAUGGAGGACAAGCUGGAGGGUAUGGGUGAUGGACCUAAAAAUGCAAAAAUCACCCUGAGCUUCCCACUUAGUGCAGCCCCCCUCCCAACAUCUCUGACCUCACCAAACCGCUGUCAUAGCUCUUCCUCAUCCUCCCCUUCCCCUCACCGGCGGCGACCAUCAUCGAAGAACUCAGAUAAAGGGUCACUGUGGAAACUUGAUGCUACCAUGGAUGUAAAGCACAGACCUUUUAAGCCCCAGAGACACGACAGCUCUCCGUCCUCUUCACCUUCUUCCUCGUCUUCUCCAAUGACUGCUCCUGCAUUUGUCAGAAAAGAUAUAAAAUCCCUCCCUCCUCUUAAGUGCUCCAAACUAAGUUCAGAAACUCAGAUUCACAGGUCACCCCAGAGAUCUUCCAGUGGGCCUUUAGGAGGCUGUUUUGGUGGGGAUGGAUGGGAUGAGAGGCACAAAGUGGCCAACGGUACAGCCUCGCCUUCUCAGACUGACCAGAUUCUCUUCAAUCUGGGCACAUCAGCCUAUCAGAGAGGUGGGGAUACAGACAGGCGAGAGAAACUGACCGGAAGGCCAACUGGAAAAGCGGGAAGUCCCCAUGGACCAAGUCUUCAUCCACCUACCCUCCAUCUCCCUCCCCCCUUACCUCUUCCACCUCCCCCACCUUCUGAAGGUCUUACAGCACCACCCCACUCGUCCUCCUACUCUCCAACUGACAGCCUGAAGCCAGAGCUGAUUUGCGGGGUGUGCCAUCGGCUAUUCAGCUCAGCCUCCUCCCUCACAGUCCACAUGCGGCUGCAUCGUGGCAGCCGCGCCCUCAGUUGCCGUUGCUGUGGCAAAGUCUUUAUCCACAGCAAGAGACUGCAAUCCCACGAGGCCUCCUGCAGGGUGCCAGGCCUGUCCUCCAACAGCCUGCGCCCCCCUUCUCUCGCUGUACAGCCAAAGGAGGAGCCACUGGAGGAGGGUGAGGUGAGAGUGGAGGGGGGAGUGAUUGUGGGAGAAACAGACAUCAGUAAGGCGCGGCCUGGGAAGAAAGCACGGAGCCUCCUGGCACGUAUCCAAGCUGAUGAUGCAGCAGGCACAGAGCUGCUGGCGGGUGAUGAGAACCAUUUUGUGAAGGUGGUGGAUGGCAAUGUCAUUUACUUCUGCUCUGUGUGUGAGCGUUCCUAUAUGACCUUAUCCAGCCUGAAGCGUCACUCUAAUGUGCACUCAUGGCGGCGCAAAUAUCCAUGUCAUUAUUGUGACAAAGUCUUUGCCCUGGCUGAGUAUCGCACAAAGCAUGAAGUGUGGCACACUGGAGAGCGGCGAUACCAGUGCAUCUUCUGUUGGGAUGCCUUCGCCACCUACUACAAUCUCAAGACACACCAAAAGACCAUUCAUGGGAUUAAUCCCAGCCUCAUCUCAAGUGAAAAGACAGCUAAUGGGGGUUAUAAGCAGAAAGCUAAUGCUCUCAAGCUCUACCGCCUUCUUCCCAUGCGUUCCCAGAAGAGACCCUACAAAACUUACAGUGACAGCUUACAUAAUGGCCUUCUACUGCCACCAGCUGAAACACCUUCCCUCUCCCUGCCUGGUCUGGGCUGUGCUUUGGGCUCAGAGGACUUACAAGGCUUCAUCACAGAGGCCCACCCUCAAAGUGUGAAGCCUGAUCCAGAUGCCUUCCCUGAUGGUUUCCCUGUUUCUGUUGCUACUGAUCACAGGGACAUCUCUGCACUAACACCCCUCCCCCAGAAUGAUGUGCCCCAAGUUAGAAAACAUGAGACUGAGGCCCUUGAGUCAGAGCAGGGGCGAGGCAGUGGCAGCUUCAAAACAUCUACUGGCAGCAAAGUCAAAACUCUCAAGACAGGUCGAGGGACAGAAAUGAGCAUGCCUUCUGUAAUAACAUAUGGUCACACAAAACCCUCUGUUAUAGUUCAUGGGACAGCUGUGUCCUCCUCUGUCAUUGUGCAUAGUAACCAGGUUACUUCUGGAAGUGAGAAAAGCCCAAUGAAUAGCCCAUCCCCUGAAACAAGCAGCAGUCAGACUUCACUCAAGGGCAGUCCUCGACCAAUCAAAAAACAAAGGGAUAGUACAGAUAAUCAUAGAAAGAGGUCAAGAGACAGUUCAGAUACCACAGAGGAGGACUUUAGAGGCAGAAAAGACACUGAGACAGGCAGAUUAUUUCACAAAUCACGCAAGUCCCACAGCAAGAGUAAUGUCUCAAUCCAAAAGCAGCUGUCAGCAUCUGUGGGGUCACAAGUCAAAGAGGCAGGGCCACUGUGCCAGAUUACAGUACGCAUUGGUGAAGAGGCCAUAGUCAAGCGCAGCAUCUCUGAGACAGAUCUUAGGAGAGACAAGAGCCUGUCUCCGCCAAAAACCAAACGGAGUGAAUCAUCAUCUUUGUGGGAAGCCAAGGAACUACGUCAAAUUUCAUCCCACCAUCAUCAUCAUAAACAUCGCCUCCAGAACAGAGCCAGCCUGGAAACAGAGGAAGAUAAGGAAGCAGGAGACUGUGAGGAGGAAGAGGAGGAGGAGGAGGAGGAGGAGGAGGAAGAGGAGGAGGGGGGGAACAGGAAAAAGAGCUCCAAAUCGCCUGACCAGGUGAGGGAGUACUACUUUCGUAAGGAGGUGCGUGAGCAGGAUAGUGACAAUGACAUGGAGGAUAAUUUAUGGCGACCGUACUACUCCUACAAGCCUAAGAGAAAGGCCCACGCACAUCUACAGAGGGUAAAAAGCUGGCAAAGGAAACUUAAGUACAAGCGCUCCAUCCGCCUGAAGAGAAGGGCAGAGAGACUUAAGAGCCUUCUAAAUAAACAGACAGAGAAAUCACAAGAUGAGGAAGAGGACAGGACAACUGAGGUGGCUGAGAAACUCCCCAAAACUAACAAAGUCGAGGAAGAAGUAAAAAAGAAAGACAAUCUCUCUGCCCCUUUAAAAGACAAAAAUAAAGAUGCAGACGAACAGGUUAAACAGAACCGUUCAGCCCCUCCUGUGCACUCUCCAAAGCCUCCUCUGUCUACCUCAGUGGCUCCUACGGGAAUAAAGAGGCGGCCUUGGACUAAUGGGAAUGCAGCAGAGUGUGGUACAUGUGGCCGUUGGUUCUCAAGCCCCAGGAAGCGAGACAAGCACGAGCUGAGCCAUCUGCUGGAGUUUGUAUGCCUCUUCUGUCGAGCCACUUUCCCUUCAAGGGACAAAUUGGAAGACCACCAGAGAGCCCAGCAUCCUAAACCUACUGAGGCUCCCUCUGUGCCCCCUAAAGGUUGUGAACAAGUUGUUGUCGGAGUCAAAUCUGUGCCUGAGGUGGCAAAAUAUGAUGAGGAUAAAGGAGGACAAAUAGGCUUAGGAGGAAAUAAUUCUAGUCCAAGUCGUCUAAGCAGAAGAGCAUUAUCACGACACACCUGUACACAGUGCUAUAAGGUGUGCAAGACAUCUUCAGCACUAACUCGCCAUAUCCGACGCCAUGAGUUAAGCAGUUCUCCAGAGAGAGAAAAGGAUGAUAAUGAGUCAGAGCUAAAAGAAUCACAGACGUUUUUUAACACUCAUGGCACAGACACAGAAAUUGAAAAAGGACAGACUCCCAGUGCUCUCUCUGUUUCAGUUAUCAGCUACUCAGCGCCAGAGCCGCCCAGUGCUGGGGACUGUUUGGCAUCACAGCAGCAUGAAAACCAUCUAAGUGAACUCACAGAUGAGCGCCUGAAAUUGGAUUCCAGUGAAAAACCUGAACCAACAGAGCUCACACUUCCAGAUCCAGAGAGAGAGUCCAGACCACAAAAUGCAGACCCUCCAUUAGAAAGCCCAGUUAACCUUGCACCCAUCAAACCCGAAGUCAUGUCUGCCACACCCUCCACUCUCCAGAGUGUUCUCGUCAUGAAUGGACCUGACUGUCUUGACUACCGCACCCCCAGCAAAAGGAACCUGGACAGCCAGAUCCACAGAAUGCGCAGCCCUUUGCACUUUGUGACAUCCACCAGCACCUCUCCAAAUUUGCCCAUGACAUCACAGAUCAGAAUAACCAGUGCGGCUCCUCCUGUUUCCAUGGCAACAACUCCUAUCUCUGAGGGGGGAUUCAUGAGACAGGAUGGGGUCAUUAUGGACAGAGAAAGGCAGAAUGGGAGCGGUACAUUUCUACAUGCAGAGUACGAGGAAUCUCCUAUAGUCCAAGAUCUAAGAGCCCAAUGCCUGUCUAGGAGUCCCUCUCCCACUGAAGCACAAGACCUUACCAUGUCCUCUAUACUAGCUCGAGAAAGAGAGAUAGAGAGGCAAAGAGAGGCAGAGAUGGAGCUGGAGAGACAGAGGGAACAGGAGAGAAACAAGGAAAUAGAGAAGGAAAGAGAGAAAGAAAUAGAGAGGGCCCAGCAGAUCAAAAGACUUGUACAUCCCCCACAGGACCAGAUUGCACUUUUGGUGCCUAAAGAGGAGCCCUUGAGCCCUGUACCGUCACCCCAACAUAUCCCCACUCAAACCACAAUUAAUGGACCCUCUUCACACAGACACACUCCUAAGUCCCCCUGCCGGUCCCCCUCAGCUAUUGGACUGUUAGCUCAAGCCAGCCUGCAGGUUCACUCCUGUUCACAAGGACUCGAUAGGCUCUCACUUCCUACUGGAGCAGCUGGUAUCGGUGACCGCCCCUCUGCACAUGCUCUGCUUCUCCCCCGAGUCCCCCAACCACCUGAACCGGACCACCAGGACAAUGUUUCUUCCAGAGUUUCCCAGCAGGGAGACACCACACCAGUUGGUUACCCCACCCAGGAUUAUCCACUACCCCUUAUUGUGCCGGACAGCUACCGCUCUGUUAAAAAGCAGCAGGAAAACCUGCUUAUGUCCUCAUAUCCACCGGGAGCACUUCCUUUUGGUCCACUGGGAAAAGUGAUAGUACCUAAUAGCAGCGACCUGGCUAAGCUGCCAUUCUAUCCGGACCCUUACCAGCUGCUCUAUGGGCCCCAGCUCCUCGCCUACCCCUACAACUUGGCAGCACUUCCUGUGGCUCUCAACAUGAUGGGACCUGGGGGAGACAAGGUGGAGCCUCUGCCAAUCCUCCCUGCCAUCUUCAACUACGCCGCCACUGCUGGGCCUUACAUGGGUGCAGCCCCUCACCCUCUUGUGACAAAUCCCAGCCUCUACAGCAGCAGCAGUGGCAGCGGCAAAAAGCAACGAGACAGCAGCAGCAAACAGUAGGACUCAGAUGCACUAUUAGAAUUAUAGUUCAAAGGGGGACAGCCUCAUCGGUUUUGGCUGGGAGUGGAAGGGACUCGUGCUCACUGGCUCACUCAGUACACUUGCACAGUAUCCCUGCCUCUCUUUUAUUAUACAAGAGAUCAGAGCUAGGCAUUACAGGAGUAGGUGUGAAGGAAGAAGAAGGAGCAAAGAGAUGGGGAGGAGAAGCCAAUAUUGUAGUGACAUAUCACUGCUCCAUCUUUACUCCAGCUCUUCUUCCUCCAUGUCUCUUCUGUCUUCCUGUAGUGUGUUGUAGUUCUAAAGCUUGUUUAAUCUUCCUCUGUGACUCAUUACAUUAUCUAUAAUAUAAGAAUAAGAAAUGCUAACAGGGUGUGUGUUGUGUGAAAAAUUAGUUCAAUCUACUUCCCUUUAUAGUCACCACAUAACGAGGAUAAACGCUCUUCAGGGAAGGCUUGUGUGGGCUUGAGGUGAGAUAAGGCAGAGGAGUCCUAACACAGUUGGAAGUGAAGCAUUAAGCAACUCAAACUUUGUGUAUUUUUAUAUGAGCACGUGAGAAGGCAGGUGUAUCCUGUUGUUAUACUGUCCGUGAGAGUUCUAUAUGAGCAUGUCCAUGCACAUGUAUGUAGGUAUUUGUGCAUGCAGCAUUGGGCCUAAACAGGUAUUGCUGUGUGUACACAAAGGCGUGUGUCUGUUUGCGAGUGAUUGAGAAUUAGUAUGGAUGUCUAUAUUUGUAUGGAUGUCUAUAUCAUUCCAUGUGAGACGUGUGCAGCAUUCCCACUCAAGUUGGAAUCGCUACUGUAGGUCAGUGUGUAGAAGAGCAUUUAGAAGUGAUUCCUCAUAUCCAAAUCAUUAAGAAGUCAAAGCUAUGGCUGGACAUGAGUGUAUGACAAUGACAGAUCAUCUGCGCUUUUAUAAGUCUAGACAAACCUGCCGACUUCAUGGCCAGAUGGCACUGUAGGAUCUGUAUAGCAUUCACCAUAGUUUAUACUUUAUGUGCACAAAUAGAAAAGUAGUGGUCACUUCAAGGAAACACAUGUAGCUGCUUUGAAAAUGUAGCUGGCCACUGGGUAAGACUUAAAAGCUGGUAGACCAUUGCACUUCCAUUUUUUCAUCUCAUUUCCUUCAAGUUAAAAAAAAAAGGAAAGGAAUAAAAAAACAGCCAGCCUUCAUAUUGUGUAGCUUUUUCUCUUUGCAAGAGGAAAAGGCCCCAUCUCCUAAGCCAGGAAAAAGAAAGCGACAGCAAAGAUGGAAAAAGAAAAUGGAUUCAGGGUAUUGAGUUAUUUCUGGAUAGGAAGAGAAAUAUAUGGGCACAAAACUGUUGGACUGAAUCAAAAGGCUCCACAGAAACUAUGUUGGAGGCAUAAAAAGACAAAAAAAAUAAAUAAAUAAAUAAAAAAAAUAAAACUAAGUAGUGAUCGGGAAAAAGUCUGAUCUAUUUCCCUUUCCUGCUCUGUGUCAUUUACUAAGAGGUAGGAAAAAGCUGAGCUUAGCAACCGAAGUGGCGGGCCGAAACUCUCCAGAUGCCCUCCUGGGGCCUUUUUUUUUUUUUGUUAAGUGUAAUGUUAUCUCUAUAUGUUUUUGUUAAACUAUGUUGUUUGUUGUUUAGCCCUCUUACCAGAUGGAAGUGGCUUCAGUGAAAAGGGGGAGUAAACUUAAAAAUAUGAAUGUAAAUUUAGUCAUGAGGUUAAUGAAGUACAGCUGCAUUAAUGGUAGAGUUGGUUUCAGUUCCUUUUUUUGUUGUUUUUUUUGACUCAGAUAACCCGUUAAAGAACCGUAUAACGUCUGGUAUGCAUAUAAACAGUAGUCCUAGGAACAUGUCAGUAAACUUGGGUUCUGUAUCCACAAAGCAUGAGCAACACUUGCUUCCUAACCGUUUAUAUUCUCAGCAAAUCUGGCAUUGUGUGCUUAGCUUUUUUUUUAUUUCCUCUUAUAUUUUCUGGCUUUUGAUCUUCCAUAUCUCAGUUAAGAUUUUUGUUGUUCAUUACAGAAUGCAGUUUGGGGAAAAAAAAUGCAAGCAAACAAAAAUAAAACAACACAAAAUUAGCAGCCACAUUUCCGUCUCACAUUUAGGAGCUGCUUAAUUGUCCCACUCCACUGAACACACUCUGGCUUGCUGCACCUCCUCUGAAUGAACUAUAUGUUUCAGCGUGUGUGUUAUGGUACUGGGGCACCUUUUUUUUGGUUCUAGCAGGAGUGUUAAAACAAACAUGUGACCGACUGCAGGGGCGCACAAGCAUCCCCCUCGGGUGUGGUUACAAGCCUUUUGCGUGUUUUGGUACGUGUGUGAGAACGAGUGACUGUGAGAAUAAGAAAACCAAAAUAAAUCUGCCUGAGCAGCAUAUCCCCUGGCAGUAUAUGGGCCACCUGUUUGAUUUUUGUUUAUUUUGGUACACUUUUCUGUGGGUUAGUUUCAGUGUAAAAAAGCCUUGCUGUCUCCAGUACACUAUCUCAAGUCAUUCCUGUAGAUGGACAUGUUUGUGUUUUUUGGACCAUUUCUUAUGCCAUAUUUUGCCAUCAGUGGUUAUCAUACAGACCAAAAGCAUGCAAUUCAACGUAUUGUAGUGACUGGACUGGAAUCUGGUGGUAAUAUACAACUAUUUACUGUAUGUUUAAGUUAAAAUGAAUGUGCCUCUGCUUUGAUAUUUAAAUAAUUAUCUAUAGUAAGAUGUGGAUCUGCCAGAUUUCAAAUGUUAAGGUGCCUUGUUAUGGCAUAAGAAAUUUGAACAGCAAAUGAGUUUUCUUAAGAAAUAACGGUAUGACCUGGAGAUAGAUUUCAUGGCUUUGUUUGCUAUGAAGCUGUUCAUAGAUGUAGGAGUGUGGCUAAACUGUUUUGGUAUUGUGUACAUGUCUAGGGUAAUACUGUGCCAUAUAAAGCCCACAGAAUAUGUUAAUGUUAUUUUUAAAAGAUGUUUUAAUGUUGCCUGAUGACUUUGUCUUUAGAUUUGAUACAAAGGCUUGUAGCCACAGCUCUCCCAAAGUCUGUAGUCUCCUUUUCCAAAAUUCUUCCUGUUUCUCCUUCCCCUUGUUUCUGUCUCCCUUUCUUUCUCUUUGCUGCAAUCAAGCAAAAUAAAGUAUUAACCUGAUGACCCAAUGAAA